CUACUGUUUCUCCAUCGCCGGCAACCGGUCAUUGGGACGAUACGCUACCCCAUCUCUUGGACGAUUAGGUCACCUGAGUUGGCCUUCGCGCAUCACAAAGGGGUGAGUGUCUCGCUGUCGUUGAUCGCUCUCGAUCGUCACGCGACCAGAUUUCGUCUCUUCGGAUCGUUUCGCAGUUGGAAGCAUGCCAUAGCCUUGAAGCCGAAAUAUGUUUUUGCUCACUGGUUGCUCCUUUCAUCCUGUUCUACCAGACUCUUGAUCUCAAGUGCCUUAUCGCGAUAGAGGGGACUUACCGCGGGCAGAGAAGAGGAAGAAGCGCAAGAGCAAGAGCAAGAGCGAGAGCGACGGGAAGAAGAAGCCCGAGAAGAGGAGAGGAGAUCAGCCAUCAUGUCAUCAGAAACGGCCCUCAUCGCCGUGGAGGAGGAGAUCGACUACGAGGGGCUCGGCGAUGACGUUCCGUUUCACAUCAACAUGGUGGCGGGAGCUUUUGCAGGUAUCAGCGAGCAUGCGUUUAUGUUCCCGGUCGACUUGAUCCGGACACGGAUGCAGGUCCUCUCUGCCACACCAACAGCUACAUACACAGGUGUCGCGCAGGCGUUGUCUCGGAUCAGCAGCCUGGAGGGAGCACGCGCGCUCUGGAGGGGUGUCGCUUCGGUCAUCAUGGGCGCUGGGCCCGCGCAUGCAGUCUAUUUUGGCACAUACGAAGCCGUCAAGGACUUUACGGGCGGGAAUCGAGCAGGGCAUCAAUUUGCGAGCACAGCGUUUGCCGGCGCAUCAGCAACAAUUGCAUCGGAGAUCUUCAUGAACCCAUUCGAUGUCAUCAAGCAGCGGAUGCAGAUGCACGGCUCUGCGCACCGCUCCGUUGUCGACUGCGCACGCAAGGUCUACGCGGCUGAGGGCCUUCGGGCAUUCUACGUCUCAUACCCAACAACGCUGGCCAUGUCAGUGCCUUUUACCGCUGUCCAGUUCUCCGUCUAUGAAUGGGCGAAAAAGGUGAUGAAUCCUUCGGGAAGUUACUCGCCCAUCACCCACGUCACUGCCGGUGGCUUCUCGGGCGCCGUGGCAGCAGCCGUGACGACACCCUUGGACGUAGCAAAGACGUUGCUGCAAACAAAGGGAAACAGCAGCGACCCGGCAAUCCGAAAUGCCUCGGGCAUGAUCGACGCCUUCCGAAUCAUCAAGCAGCGCGAAGGUCUUCGCGGCUUUGCCAGAGGGCUCAGCCCCCGAGUGCUCACUUUCAUGCCCUCCAACGCCCUCUGCUGGCUUAGCUAUGAAGGAUUCCGCUUCUUCCUCAACGAGAGACAAAAGAACCUCUAGACGGCUCACGCCUUCCUCAUCCGACCACUACCACUACUACCCUACCACUUCUGCUACCUUAGCAUCCUACGCGCACUCUACUCUGUACUACCUUCUCCUACUUUUCUCCCUCGUUCACUUACUCUCUCUCCGUGUCUGCGACUACGCGAAUCUUUCAGGUCUUUGCAAGUCAAACAAUAGCAAAACGUCAACAUUAGGAGAUGACGAAUUCAUAAAGCGAGUGCGCACCAGCAACAGCAGCAUCUUUCAACAAUCCGCCGCCGGUGCACGAGUACAGAUCGUUCUCUAGGAGGAUGAAGGGUGGAAAGCAGGCUACAUGCUGUCAGAAUUUGAAGAUGCCAAUCGUCUGCUUGAUGCCGUCAUAGACGGCGGUGUUGUUGAGGGGAAUGUACUGCCUCGUCGUAAUUUUGAUGAUCUCCUGCGCCGCCACGCC
Messenger RNA from Acaromyces ingoldii, 1750 nucleotides. RefSeq names its product putative MRS4-protein of the mitochondrial carrier family. The transcript is spliced from 4 exons. The record is from RefSeq and is a predicted model, not a curated record. Gene Ontology annotation, molecular function: ferrous iron transmembrane transporter activity. Gene Ontology annotation, biological process: iron import into the mitochondrion. The coding region runs from base 388 to 1317 and encodes 309 amino acids. NCBI's taxonomy places the organism in Eukaryota, Fungi, Basidiomycota, Exobasidiomycetes, Exobasidiales, Cryptobasidiaceae. Gene Ontology annotation, cellular component: mitochondrial membrane.